Vespula vulgaris is the source of this 1631-nucleotide messenger RNA. RefSeq names its product RISC-loading complex subunit tarbp2-like. The transcript has 2 exons. The record is from RefSeq and is a predicted model, not a curated record. NCBI's taxonomy places the organism in Eukaryota, Metazoa, Arthropoda, Insecta, Hymenoptera, Vespidae. The coding region runs from base 1 to 1137 and encodes 378 amino acids.
AUGGGUAAAACAGCAAUAAUGAUUUUACAAGAGUUAGGAAUGAAAGAGGGCUUCUUACCAGUUUACACAUUGCUUUCUUCACAAACUGGUAAGCAAAUAAAUGUAUUUACUUUUAAAGUACAAUAUAAAGAGUUCUCAGCAACUGGACAAGCUUUGAAUAAAAAAGACGCGAAGCAGAAAGCAGCUCAGAAUAUGUUAACAUUAUUGGAAGACCCAAAUGAUAUUUCCAAGACCAAACCACUAUCAUCAUCAAACGACAUUUAUCCUGAUACUUCCCCUUCUACAUCAAGACAAGCUUUGCUAGAUUCAACAUUAAUGCAUGAAGACCUUAAAAAUUAUGUUGGAUCUUUGCAAAAAUACUGUGUAGAAAAUAAAUUAACGCAGGCAGAGUAUCAAAUUACUGACAUAACUGGCCUAGCACACGAACAAUUGUUUACUAUGUCCUGUACAGUAGGGUCAGUAACUGAAGAAGCAACAGGAACUACAAAAAAGCAAGUCAAACAAAGAGUAUCAAAAAAGAUAUUAGAACGUCUCACAAAUACUAAUAAUCCGUCAAUUGCAAACAAAGAUGAAUUUGGAUCUUAUAAUCCUUUUGAAGACUGUGACGAGUUGUCUGACAUAGACAAUGAUGUUUUUGACGAGUUAAGUUUAAAAGUAGAAAAUUGUAAACUAAACGAAACCGAAGCUCAAGCAAAUAAGAAAAAAAAAUUUCCAGAUGCAAACGUCAAGAGUUACCGAGGACAAAUACUUCGAAAUGAAGUUAUUGAUUUCCAAAAUUAUCAUUCGUUCUUCAAACAGUAUGUUUACCAUACUGUUUGUAAUCGUAGCGAGGAAAAAUUCAUGGAAAUAUUUAAUACUGUCAAGAGCUUUAAGACAAAUUUUACAGAUAUAGAGAAAUGUGACAUCGUAACUUUAACUUCUCUGGAACAGGAGAUUUUAACUUAUAUUGAAGAGAAAAUCAAAUUAUCCAUAGAAAAAAAGAUUAUAGGUUCCAAAGAUCCAUCGCUACAGUUAACUGUUUUUAGAAUAAAUGCUCCUUUACCUAUAACUCAAAUUGGAGCGCAUAACAAUUCGUUGGUUGCAGGAGCAAUAGCUCUAGCUAAUAUUCUUGACACUAUUAUAACAUUCUUGGAGUAAAUAUAAAUGUCUCAUUUCUUACAGUUGUUCUUACAAUUCUACGUUGUGACAUUUACUUUUUGAUACUAUAAUUUAUAUAUGUCGAUAUCACAAUUUAUACAAUCGUAAUUGUGUUCGUAAUUGUGAUAACAAUCGUGACAAUAAUCGUGAUCGUGAUCGUAGUCGUAUUCGUAGUCGUAGUCGUAGUCGUAAUCGGACUCUUAAUGUUAAUCUUAAUCUUAAUCUUAAUCUUAAUCUUAAUCUUAAUCUUAAUCUUAAUCGGAAUCAGAAUCGUCGACGUGAUCGUGAUUGUAGUUGUAGUUGUAGUUGUAGUCGUAAUAGUGCUCGUGCUUUUAAUCGUGAUGUGAUCGAAGUCGUAGUCGUAGUCGUAAUCAUGAUAGAUGUAACCGUUGUUGUAAUUGCAACGUAAUCGUAAUAGUAAUCAUCUGUAAUUACUUUUAUUUAAGUUACUUUUAUUUAGUUAUUAUUUUAAUUGAGUUACCCUAAAAAAGAUU